GGAGCCGGAGCAUGCCGAGCAUGCCGGAGCGGGACGUGGAUCCACGGCGGGCCAUGCAGAGCCGUUUCUUUGCAGCACAAGAGGAACACCCAGAAGUGCCACCAGAGGAUGGUUCUGAUGAGGUGGCGAUGGCGCAGGCCUUAGCGAACCUUUGCAGCCUUGCACAGGCCAGAAGCAGGGGCGAAGAACGCCUCCGUGCGGCCAGGGAAUUGCUGCAGAAGAUCCAGGUGGCCACUCCCACGGCACAGGCCUCGCUGCGUGUCCUGUGGACAGAGCUGAAGAGCUUGAGACGAUGCAGAUCCACCAAGGAGGAGGCCUUGAAGCUCCAGCUGCUUGUGGCCGAACGCGCCCGUGCGGCCGUCGGUUGGACCUUGCGGAGCCGAGGUGCAAAGAAAUCACCCAAAGAGUCCGUUGAGGAUCAGCCCGCAAGAAGAGCUAGAAAAAAGCCAGCAGCGGCAGCCCCGGCAGCCCUGGCAGUGGUCCCAGAUAGCGGCCUGGCCGCCAAAGAUUCGGAUGGACCAAGCGCCAGAGGUCCAGUCGUAGAGCCAGCAGAGAUUUCGGUGGAGGAAGAGGCCCCAAAGCAGAGGUCCUUGGAGGAGAGGGAGUCCGAUAGCGAUGUCAUCAUGGAGAUUCAUGAGGAUGGCCCAAAGAUGGCCCCAGAGAAGGAGAUGGCGCCGGUUGGGAAGGCAAAGCCUUUGAGACAGAUGGCCGCGUUGACAAAGAUGUGGAGGCCAAAGAAACGCCGAAAAAACGACAGAGCAAAGAAGGACAAAGGCAAAGUACCUGGCACUGGAGAAAAGGAAAGUUUGGAGCCUGCCGAAAAACAGAGAGAUGAGCCAGCAUCGAUGGCACUCCCACCUGCGGCUGAGGAGGAUCAAGUUGACAGCGACGUCAUUGUGGAACACUCCCACAAGGAGGAACUGGAUUGGUCCCGGCUGGGUGACUUGGUGUCCGACCAGCUCUUCCAUUGUAAAGGUGCCAAAGUUUCAGGAUGUCCUUGGUGCGAGCGUCGUGGCGCCAAGGUGGAGGCACCUGGGGAUGACGGAAAAAAAACUGUGGGUCUUUGGAGGUCGAUCCUUGAACAGCUGGGAUUGUGUUUUCAGAUUGGGGGCUGUAGAGGCCCUGACAACAUGCCCAAGGCGCACGGCGUGAAGUCAGGCAUCCAUGCGUCGCCUUCCCGCAGCGUUCUCGCAGAGCGCAGCAAAGUCACGAGGUUUGCCAAUCCAAUCCUUGAGGCUCCUGAGAGCCUGGAGGCAUUGCAGCAGCGCUGUGAAGUGUAUCGUCGCCAGGGGACUUGCAGGCACCUGUGCUCAGAGCUGUGCUACUUCCGCGAGUUUGAAGCUGCACGGCAGCUUCGGGCCUUGCAGGCCUGGUGA
Cladocopium goreaui is the source of this 1376-nucleotide messenger RNA. NCBI's taxonomy places the organism in Eukaryota, Dinophyceae, Suessiales, Symbiodiniaceae. The record is from the annotation of a GenBank genome assembly.